Messenger RNA from Zingiber officinale, 2110 nucleotides. RefSeq names its product calcium-dependent protein kinase 20-like. The record is from RefSeq and is a predicted model, not a curated record. The transcript is spliced from 8 exons. NCBI's taxonomy places the organism in Eukaryota, Viridiplantae, Streptophyta, Magnoliopsida, Zingiberales, Zingiberaceae. Gene Ontology annotation, cellular component: cytoplasm; nucleus. Gene Ontology annotation, biological process: protein autophosphorylation; peptidyl-serine phosphorylation; intracellular signal transduction. The coding region runs from base 450 to 2042 and encodes 530 amino acids. Gene Ontology annotation, molecular function: ATP binding; calcium-dependent protein serine/threonine kinase activity; calcium ion binding.
CAGGAGACGUUUGUUUUUUACCCGCACUCGACGCCGCCCACUGCAAAGUUGGUGGAUUCUAACUUCCUUCCCCUUUCUUCCUUCUCUUCCAAGAGCCGAUCUUUCCUAAUCCAUCAUAUAUAGAUUGUGGGAAUCAAUCCCAUACAAACCUUCCUUUGCCACAGUUGGGAUUGCAGGGGGUAGAUACAACACAGAGAGUGGGAAGAGCUCCGAAGCUUCGUCCGAUUAGAGGUAAACCAGAAGAGUAGAGUAGCGGUUUCGAAAGGAGCGAAUCAUUAGAUUUGAUUUCCCUGGAAGCUUGGGAUUCGGGGAUGUUUUGUUAGUAACUUUGGCGAAAAGACUGGCCUUUUUGUGAUUAUUUUCUUUUAGGGGGGGAAAGAUUCGAUCUGAUUGGCAUAAUCUGAGGAAGACGAAAGCUUGCAUAUUGAUUGAAAGCGCUGUAAACUCCGAUGGGUAAUUGUUGCGCCGUCCCUGUCGUUUCGGGCAGCAUUAAACAGGGUCGGCGGAACCCUUAUGCGAUCGAUCCCAGUCGGGAAUCCCAACCCAGGCCCAGUCUCGAGGUCCUUAAGCAUCCGACCGGUCGCGACAUCAAAAGCUGGUACGACCUCGGGCGGGAGUUCGGCCGGGGGGAGUUCGGUGUAACCUACCUCUGCACCGACAAGAAAACGGGAGAGCAUUUCGCCUGCAAAUCCAUCUCCAAGAAGAAGCUGCGGACUACUGUCGAUGUCGAGGAUGUGCGGAGGGAGGUGGAGAUCAUGAAGCAUUUGCCGGAGCACCCCCACAUAGUGAAGCUCAAGGAUACCUAUGAGGAUGCCGAUUCCGUUCACAUCGUCAUGGAGCUCUGUGAAGGUGGGGAGCUGUUCGAUCGGAUUGUUGCGAGGGGGCACUACACCGAGCGGGCGGCUGCCAUGGUCAUCAAGACCAUUGUUGAAGUGGUUCAGAAUUGCCACCAGCAAGGGGUGAUGCACCGAGAUCUCAAACCUGAGAAUUUCUUGUUCGGAAACAAAAAGGAAAAUGCCCCUUUAAAAGCAAUUGAUUUUGGGUUAUCUGUUUUUUUUAGACCAGGUGAACGUUUUGAAGAGAUAGUUGGCAGCCCUUACUACAUGGCUCCAGAGGUUUUAAAACGAAACUAUGGCCCAGAAAUUGAUGUCUGGAGUGCAGGAGUUAUACUUUACAUUCUGCUUUGUGGUGUACCGCCAUUUUGGGCAGAAACAGAGCAAGGCAUUGCACAGGCAAUCAUUCUCAGUGCCAUUGAUUUUAAAAGAGAACCAUGGCCCAAGAUUUCUGAUAAUGCUAAAGAUCUUGUCAGGCAGAUGCUUAACCCGGAUCCUAAGACACGUUUCACAGCUCCACAAGUGCUUGAUCAUCCUUGGCUGCAGAAUGCCAGUAAGGCACCCAAUGUAAAUCUUGGUGAAACUGUUCGGGCAAGACUCCAGCAAUUUUCAGUGAUAAAUAAAUUUAAAAAGAAAGUUCUUAGGGUGAUAGCUGAACACUUGUCAGUAGAGGAGGUUGCUGACAUAAAGGAAAUGUUUGAAAAUUUGGAUAUCAACAAAAAAGGGCAAAUAAAUUUUGACGAGUUAAAAUAUGGUUUACUUAAGCUUGGACGCCAGGUUGCUGAUUCAGACGUCAAAGCAAUAAUGGAAGUAGCUGAUGCUGAUGGAAAUGGUUUCCUCGACUAUGGAGAAUUUGUUACUCUCUCCAUUCACCUCAGAAGGAUUGGAAACGAUGAGCACCUGCAGAGAGCUUUCCAAUACUUUGAUAAAAAUAAGAGUGGAUACAUUGAAAUUGAAGAGCUCAAGCACUCUCUGUCUGAUGACUUAGGUCCGGAUCAUGAAGAAGUCAUCCAUGCCAUUAUUCAUGAUGUAGACACUGACAAGGAUGGGAAAAUAAGUUUCAAGGAGUUUGCUGCGAUGAUGAAGGCAGGUACAGAUUGGAGGAAAGCUUCACGGCAGUACUCGAGGGAGAGGUUCAACAGCCUAAGUGCAAAACUGAUGAAAGAUGGAUCUUUGCUGCUAAAAAGUGAGAGAACCGAACCAGCCUAAUAUGUUGACUUCAAAUUUCAGAUCCUUUUGUUUGUUUGUGAAAUUCAUCUUCAUAGUCUUUUCCAAUC